GUCGCACUAUCCAAAUUCCACAUCCUCAUAGCUGAUACUGCUUGUGCUCAAAAUCUCUUCCUUUCAAGCUUCCGUUUGAAAGAGACUAGAAAAAAUCAAAAUUCAACUGUGCAAAAAAUUAUGGCCACUUGCUUACGGUUGCCGAUGGCAUCCUCAAUUCCAUGUUCUUCAUCUUCAUCGAUGCCGCUAAAACAUCGUAGUUUUAACAUUCGUUGUGCAGCCAAUAGUUCGAAAAUUCCCAUGCCACCUAUAAACCCUAAGGAUCCAUUUCUAAGUAAGCUUGCAUCUGUUGCUGCAAAUAAUCCAGAUGCACUCUUCUCGAGACCUCAAAAUUCUGAUAUGCCGCCUUUUUUGGACAUUUAUGACUCACCUAAGCUCAUGGCUACUCCUGCUCAGGUGGAGAGAUCAGUAUCAUAUAAUGAGCACAGACCGAGGAGACCUCCACCAGACUUACCCUCUUUGUUGCUCCAUGGUAGAAUAAUUUAUAUUGGCAUGCCGUUGGUGCCAGCAGUCACAGAGCUUGUGAUUGCAGAGUUGAUGUACCUACAGUGGAUGGAUCCUAAAGAGCCAAUUUAUCUGUACAUAAAUUCUACUGGGACUACCCGUGAUGAUGGUGAAACAGUUGGUAUGGAAUCAGAAGGUUUUGCAAUUUAUGAUGCCAUGAUGCAACUAAAAAACGAGAUACACACUGUAGCGGUUGGGGCUGCCAUAGGUCAAGCAUGUCUCUUGCUUGCAGCUGGUAGUAAGGGCAAAAGGUUUAUGAUGCCACAUUCCAAAGCCAUGAUUCAACAGCCCCGUGCGCCAUCAUCUGGAUUAAUGGCGGCCAGCGAUGUUUUCAUUCGGGCAAAGGAGGUAAUCAUAAACAGAGACACCCUUGUCAAGCUUUUGGCUAAACAUACUGAAAAUUCGGAAGAGACUGUUGCCAAUGCAAUGAGAAGACCAUUUUACAUGGAUUCUACCAGAGCUAAAGAAUUUGGCGUCAUUGAUAAGAUUCUUUGGCGUGGCCAGGAGCAGAUUAUGGCAGAUGUUUCUGCACCAGAUGAGUGGGACAAGAAUGCAGGCAUUCGAGUUGCUGAUGCUAUUUAGAUUCUUCCAAGAUUAUAUAUAAUCUGAUGGUAUCAUACACUGCGUUCAGUAGCAGAUAUCUUUUUGGAGAAGCAGCUAUCCUGUUCAGCUGUUUUAGAGACUUUAUGAUCCUAUUAAGCUCUUCUAGCUAUUCAUUGGCAGGGAAUAUUGAUGGAAGCGUUUCAACCAUCAAGGACUGAAACUCUGGUUCAUUUCACAAGAAAAGAGUUACCAAAUGAGAGAAAAUUCUGCUUUGAGCAAGUCCUGAAAUGGACGCACUUGCUGUAGCUCUCCAAGAUUAUACAGUAUUAUGGUGGGAUACUUGCUCAUAGCAACCAAUAAUAGGGUUCUAGCUUGGAUAAAAAGCAUUGUACACAAUAUGUUAUUGUCGUUUUCUGAUUUUGUGAGUUAGACAAUUAUUAUCUCAUUGCCCGUUUACUGACUA
Molecule: messenger RNA, 1510 nt
Organism: Lycium ferocissimum
Lineage: Eukaryota; Viridiplantae; Streptophyta; Magnoliopsida; Solanales; Solanaceae
Product: ATP-dependent Clp protease proteolytic subunit-related protein 3, chloroplastic
Exons: 10
Coding region: 121-1086 (321 amino acids)
Biological process (GO): protein quality control for misfolded or incompletely synthesized proteins
Cellular component (GO): endopeptidase Clp complex
Molecular function (GO): ATP-dependent peptidase activity; serine-type endopeptidase activity; ATPase binding
Source: RefSeq, a predicted model, not a curated record